UGGCAUAUUGUUUUGUUUACACAAUUAUUUUAAUUGACCUUUUUUCGCAGUGUCGUGUGUUGAUGCGACAAGACAAAACACUGAAGAUUCGUGCCAACCACUACAUUACACCCUUUAUGGAGCUCAAACCUAACUGUGGUAGCGACAGGGCUUGGGUUUGGUCUGUGCCAGCUGACUUUGCUGAUGAAGAACCAAAGCAAGAGCUCUUUGCCAUCAGAUUUGCAAAUGCAGAGAAUGCCCGAUUGUUCAAGGAGAAAUUUGAUGAGGCCCGUGGUAUUGUGACAGUAGCAACAGUAGCGGCUCAGGAGGCAGAAGAAACAGAAGAGCAGAAAGAAGACAAAACUAAUAAAGAAGAGGUAGAGAAGAAAGGAGAUGAUGAUGGGAAGGAAUUAGGGGACAAGGUGACAGAGGAUGUCACUAAAGAAAUGGAGAAAAUGACUGUUAAGGCAGAUCAGAAAGAGUAAAUGUGAGAUGAAGCCACAAAAUUUUAUUUGCAAAAUUGUUCUCAUCUUAUAUAAUCCUUGUUAAUACCAGAAAGCUUGGCUUUUCACAGUAAUGUACUUUUUUUUUUUUUUGUAUCAUUACCUUUUUGUAGAUACCAUCAUUCCAUAUUUUAUUUAGACAUUUGUUCACAUGUGAUAAUUGAUGAACUGCAUCAGUUAUUGUCAAAAUGAUGUGCCUUGGAGGUCUUCAUUGGUGAAUGUUUCCCUAGCAUGAACUGUGAUCAGUGUGUUGCGUGUAAUCUCAGUAUGUGUGCAAAUGACAGUUAUAUCAGUAAGAGUGAAAAAUUGUGGGGAAUCUCACGAAAGCAUUCAUCUUCAUUGCACUUAAAAGGAAUUAUGUGUGAAGUUGUGGUUCUGUGCUCUUCAAAGAAUGCUAGACAGUUUAUAUCUUGGCACGAAGGUGGCAGAACAGCUAUUAGAAUUUUGUUGUUUAUUAUAGAAGUGAAUAAGUUAAACAUGUGAUGAGUAUUCUCAAACUCUGUGCUUUUACUGUUUUCUGGAUAAUGGCAUCAGUUAUCUAUUUUCUUGUCUUUUAAGAUAUGAGACAACAUACACCAUGUCUUUGAAUUUAGGGCAUUACAGAACUCAAAAUUUCUGAAAUAUUAGUGGCCUUUGGCCUUUAAUUAUAUCCAAUUUAGAUGCAGCUUUAAACUUCAGAUUCCUAGACAUGUAGCUUCACAUUUUAAUCCAAUCUGAAUGAUGAUAGAGAAAUAGACAGAUGUUGAGUGUAGUUGAUAAGCAGUUUGAGCUUUUUUCAACUAAGAUACUCGCAUGAUGCUCCACAUUUCGUAGGACAUAUCAGAUGGGGUAAUAAUUCUCUUGAAAUAUUUUGAAUUUCUUUGGGCCUUUGAAAUCAGUGGUAGGCUAUCUGUUUUAUCUAUUAUAUAUGGGAUUCCACAUUUGUUUUGUUGCUGAUCCAGCAGCCAAGUUUGUUAAAUUUCCAAUGCUCAGUGCAAUUGCAGAAUUGACUAAUAGAUAUACACUGAAUAUUUACAGUAGAGUGAGUAUCAAAUUCAAAAUAAUUUGUCAUGAAAAAUAUAUGAAUAUAUUUUUGAACAUCGACUGGCUGCUGGUUGUCUUUACUUUGAAAUAUAUCUAAUGUUAAUAUUUCAGUCAUGUUUUUCAUUCUUGUAGGACAUUAAUGAGUAGGAUCAAGAAUUAAUUGUUUGUGUUUGUUAUAUUCCAGUAACAAAAUUACUGUUUUUAAUGCAUUGCAUUUUAUUCUUUAAGCUGCAUAUUUUCAGCAAGUAAAUCCUGUAUGUUUAUAAAAGAGCAGAUAGAGCAGAUUUUCAAAAUGUGUACAAAUUAAGUUUUUCUGUUUUGUCAUUACGUGAGAAAUUCCUAAUAAUCCCCUCCGUGUGUCUAUUGCGUACUAAGACUAUUUCUUUAGUUGCUGGAAUUAGUUAUUGGCACUACAAAAAGAGGAAAUAAUAAUGUAUAUAUAUAUUUUGUUUUGUUUUGUUUAUUUUUUAUUUUUUUUUCAUUUAUUUAUUUUGUUUUUCCAAGUAAAGGAUGUGUAAUGUGUGACAUUAUAUGGGAUAUGAAAAAGAUUGGUAAUGCCAAAGUUAAAAGUUAAUUAUGCUAUAGUUAUUAUUUGACUUUUUGUUUGGUUUGUUAGAAUUAAUGUUAUAUUACAUAUCUUGAAGGAUUGUGAAAAAGCAGUAUGACUUCAGUUUGCAUUAGGUAAAUACAAUAAUACUUGACUUUAUUUUUUCUUUUUGUAUUUCCAGCUAACAGAACCUUUAGUAAUGAGUUUUCUCAAUGGUGCCUGAGGUAUUAAUGUUGUGGCGUACAUUAUUUUAAGGGAAGCCAGACAUAGUGAUAAUCAUGAAUUAAAAUAGAAAUAGGUUGUUUUCAUCUUCAGCAGCCAGUUUGGCAGCAGUAUUACCACUCACUGAACACUGGUUUUGUCUUUGAAUAGUAUGAAUAGUCUUUCUCCGUGGUAUGAAUUUAAUCUUUAUUUCACCCCUUUUAUAUAAGGGUGUUCUUGUGUACCUUCGAGUGCAUCUAUGUAAUUAUCACAGGUGUGAUUUGGAGUGCAUUGUAAGAAAACCAUCCUACAAGUGUAUUUUGUACAAGAUCUUUAUCUAUGUAUGUCUUCAUACAGAAUUAGGAUACUAAGUAAUGAAAGGUCUUGCAUGUUGCUUUGAAGCUGUGAUUGUGAUUGAAUCUUUUCAGAUCAAUCAACCUUAAAGAAGCAUAGAGUAACCUGCUAAUAAAAGAUGAAAUAACA
Molecule: messenger RNA, 2736 nt
Organism: Penaeus indicus
Lineage: Eukaryota; Metazoa; Arthropoda; Malacostraca; Decapoda; Penaeidae
Product: ran-specific GTPase-activating protein-like
Exons: 2
Biological process (GO): intracellular transport
Cellular component (GO): nuclear pore; cytoplasm
Molecular function (GO): GTPase activator activity
Source: RefSeq, a predicted model, not a curated record